AUGAUCGACAUCACAGCAGACGACGGUACUGCAGGGAGAUGUAGUCUUGAUUGGGCGCUGCGAAGACGAAGACCUCGACGGCGGCUUGGCGAGCGGCACCGUGGAGGAGGUGGACCUGGAGCCUGGCUGAAGGUACGGCCGCUCAAUUGGAGACGUCUUGCGUCCGAGUCAGCGCAACAGCAGAAAGGCUUUCUUUGUCGAGCGGUGAACAGUCUAGCCGUCGCCUUGUCGCAGGGCUUGUGUGAGCAGAAGAGAAGACAAGAAAAGCAGACAGAGUGA
This is a messenger RNA of Pseudozyma hubeiensis SY62, 279 nucleotides long. RefSeq lists its product as hypothetical. The record is from RefSeq and is a predicted model, not a curated record. Bases 1 to 279 code for a protein of 92 amino acids. NCBI's taxonomy places the organism in Eukaryota, Fungi, Basidiomycota, Ustilaginomycetes, Ustilaginales, Ustilaginaceae. The transcript is spliced from 2 exons.